AUGGCUGAGACAGCUCCAGUUGCUGCUCCGGACGUUGUUGCUACUGCUCCGGCUCCGGCUAAGGCUACCGCUACCAAGAAGCCUAAGAAGGCGGCGGGCAGCACCAAAACGCGCAAGCCGGCGGGCCCCAGUGUCACCGAGCUGAUCACUAAGGCAGUGUCUGCUUCGAAGGAGCGGAAAGGGCUGUCUCUCGCUGCGCUCAAAAAAGUGCUGGCUGCUGGCGGCUAUGAUGUUGAAAAGAGCAACAGUCGUAUUAAGCUGGGGCUCAAAAGCCUUGUCAGCAAGGGCACCCUGGUGCAAACCAAGGGCACGGGUGCCUCCGGCUCUUUCCGCCUCAGCAAAAAGCCGACAGAGAUAAAGGAAAAGACUUCUAAAAAGCGGGCAGUGUCUGCCAAGACUAAAAAGCCAGCAUUGAAGAAGCCGCCUACUACUGCUAAGAAGCCUAAGAAGGCGGUGACAGCGAAGAAGAGCCCUAAAAAAGCUAAGAAGCCAGUAGCUGCUGCAGCAAAGAAAUCGGCUAAGAGCCCCAAGAAGGUGACUAAGGCAGCCAAGCCUAAGAAAGUGGUGACAGCAGCCAAGAGCCCUGCCAAGGCAAAGGCGGCGAAGCCUAAAACGACCAAAGCGAAGAAAGCAGCGCCCAAGAAGAAGUAA
Molecule: messenger RNA, 651 nt
Organism: Indicator indicator
Lineage: Eukaryota; Metazoa; Chordata; Aves; Piciformes; Indicatoridae
Product: histone H1.03-like
Exons: 1
Coding region: 1-651 (216 amino acids)
Biological process (GO): chromosome condensation; negative regulation of DNA recombination; nucleosome assembly
Cellular component (GO): nucleus; nucleosome
Molecular function (GO): double-stranded DNA binding; structural constituent of chromatin; nucleosomal DNA binding
Source: RefSeq, a predicted model, not a curated record